GCGAAAUGUUCCUGAUGUUUUAGAAAAGAACCGAGUUUGCCGAAAUCGGCUGCCUCGACUCACUUCGCUGAAGAACUCCGACCGGAACCGCCGUCAGCCGGUUUGCUUUUCAGUUUUGCUUAUUGAGUGGUGGAAAUCUUGAUACUGGAGAGCAUUUUGAAACCCUCAAAUGGCAGUUUCAGAGACCUCGCCGGCAUUGGAAAUUUUGAUAAGAGGACCAGAAGGUUAUGCUAUUUGGGAUGGGCCGCCUUUCCCUAAUGAUCAACCUAGUAUCAGGCUUGCUACAGUCCCUUGUACAAGUGCAAAGUUUAGUGAAGAUGGGUCAAAACUCAUGGUUAUGAAAUCAGACUCAGUAAUUAGUGUGCAUGAUUGUAAAACCUUGAAAGAGAUUAGGAGUUUUGAAAUUCCCAAUGUGCUUGCUGCUGUUAUUUCCCCUUGUGGAACAUACCUCCAGACCUUCCAGAAAUGCACAUCCCCACAGGACAAAAAUGUGGUCUUGUGGAAGGUGGAGAGUGGCGAAUCUGUUUACCAGUUGUAUCAGAAGAACAUGACGAAAGUUACAUGGCCGUCUGUACGCUUUAGCUCUGAUGAAAUGGCUGCAUGCAGAUUGGCAACCAAUGAGAUACAACUUUUUGAUGGUAGAGACUUCUCAAAAGGAAUUGUGCAACGGGUUCGUGUUCCUGGAAUAGCUGCAAUGGAGCUUUCUAAGACUCCUGGAUCCUAUGUGGCCGCAUUUGUUCCCGAAUCCAAGGGAAUGCCAGCAAGUGUUCAAAUAUAUACCUCUGGAAAGGACUCACAAACCCCUGUUGCUCGACGUAGUUUCUUCCGGUGCUCAACUGUGCAACUGAGUUGGAACCAUGGUUCUACUGGGCUCCUAGUGUUGGUGCAAUCAGAUGUUGAUAAAACCAAUCAGAGUUACUAUGGGGAGACAAAGUUAAACUACUUGACUACAGAUGGAAGCCAUGACGGACUUGUGCCACUUCGUAAAGAAGGGCCUGUUCAUGAUGUUCAAUGGUCGCACACUGGCAAAGAAUUUGCAGUUGUUUAUGGAUUUAUGCCUGCUAUGGCAACAAUAUUUGACAAGAAAUGCAAUCCUCUUCUUGAGCUUGGAACUGGCCCAUACAACACAAUCAGAUGGAAUCCAAGAGGAAAGUUUAUUUGCUUGGCAGGCUUUGGGAACUUACCCGGUGAUAUGGCAUUCUGGGAUUAUGUUGAAAAAAAGAAGCUUGGAACGACUAAAGCUGAAUUAUCAGUGACAAGUGAAUGGUCUCCGGACGGACGCUAUUUUUUGACUGCCACAACAGCUCCUAGACUCCAAGUUGACAAUGGGAUUAAGGUCUUUCAUCACAAUGGAUCACUGUACUUCAAGAAGAUGUUUGAAAAAUUGUACCAGGCUGACUGGAAACCUGAAUCCCCAGAUAAGUUUGGUGAAAUUUCAGAAUUUUUGAAGGCUGUUGACUCCCUGAAAAUUGACGAAACCAAAGUUCAAGGACAAGGAUCAAAAGCUUCCAAACCUGCCACAAAAACUACACCUGCCAAUCCUCCUGCACAAAAGCCUGCUGCUUAUCGUCCACCUCAUGCCAAGGCUGCAGCUGCUGUCCAAGCAGAGUUAUUUGGUGGAAAUCCUUCAGGAGAGAUGAGCAAGAAUGCACUGAAAAACAAGAAAAAGAGGGAAAAACAAAGAGAGAAAAAAGCUGCUGACGGUGCUAUGUAGCCAAGUUCCCACUCACAUCUCUUAAUCUCCAGUCUUGGUCUGCUCAAACUUAGGGCAUUAGGUAUUUGGGCCUUCAAGCUAUUCAAUGAUUCUGCCUAUCCAAAUGCUGAAAAUACUGCAAUGCUGCCCUUUGUCGCACAAUUGGAUGCUAUGCCUUCUGAAAGCUUUUUUUCAAAAAAUUUUGUACUAAUGCAAAACUUUGGUCAAGAUUAUUUUCCAUGUUCAGAGGUUUCUUGUGCUGAACGAGUUAGCAUUAUAAUACACUCAAUGAUAAAAAUAUGUUUUUUUUUUCGUUC
Molecule: messenger RNA, 2010 nt
Organism: Ipomoea triloba (trilobed morning glory)
Lineage: Eukaryota; Viridiplantae; Streptophyta; Magnoliopsida; Solanales; Convolvulaceae
Product: eukaryotic translation initiation factor 2A
Exons: 13
Coding region: 170-1714 (514 amino acids)
Biological process (GO): translational initiation
Cellular component (GO): cytosolic small ribosomal subunit
Molecular function (GO): tRNA binding; mRNA binding; protein binding
Source: RefSeq, a predicted model, not a curated record